CCAUUCAAAAAGACGUCAAUCCAGGAAAAGAGCCUGGGAGUCUUCUUCAUAGAACUUUACGAGAUUUUUCACCUGAUUCAGGACCACGGUCAGCAACGAAGGGAACGUUUAUUCUACAGAUUCACCUUAGCACAUGUUUAAAGCGAUGUUACAAAGGAACGUUCCCCGGCUUCUUCUCCUCAUAGCCCUGUGCAGCGUCUUGUAUUCGCGGACUUUAAGUUUACCCUACGCCUCCAUGAGAGCCGCGAGGCACGCAGACGGUCUCUUCACGAGCGGAUACAGCAAACUUCUAGGACAGCUUUCCGCGAGACGGUAUCUGGAAUCGCUGAUCGGAAAGCGAGUCAGUGAUGAUCUGCUGGAAGAGCAGUUGCCCGUGAAACGCCACUCAGAUGCAAUAUUCACAGACAACUACAGUCGCUUCCGCAAGCAAAUGGCUGUGAAAAAAUACCUGAACUCUGUCUUAACAGGAAAGAGAAGUCUAGAAGAUGCUCCCACUGAGCAGGAGGAAUCCACCGGAAGCGAGACAACCUAUCGGGAGAGCUAUGAUGAUAUCAAUGUAGAUGAAUUUCUAAACCAUAUACCAUUGCCACUAUGAGGAUGAUGCCUGACAUGGAAAAAGAAUGAUCAGUGACUGUCAUAUACAGAGUGCAGUAAAAAACAGUAUUUAAUUCUAAAACAAUCUGUCUAAACAAAAAAUACAUUAAAUGUAGUUAUCUAUAAAGUUAAUGUUUACAUUGUAUAUAACAAAUACACUGUAAAGAGAUUUGGCCCUGAAAAAAGAUACAUUUCCUUUAUAUGUACUCUGUAAGUGGUAGAUCAAUAAAUGCAUUAAAACUAGUUCUGAACUGUCAUAAUACAAUCAGAGAACAUGGAUUCAGACCUGAAGACCACAAGUGGAGCUUGUCAACUGGAUCACAACACUUAUAUUUGGCUUUGAACAAUGUGUGUUUAUGUAAUAUGCUCUGAUCUCCAUGCAUUUUUUAAUCAGAAUAAUUUUAUAAGAACCUGUUGCUGUUGCCUCUCUGCUGGCAUCAGUGAAA
Messenger RNA from Electrophorus electricus (electric eel), 1040 nucleotides. RefSeq names its product vasoactive intestinal peptide (gene vip). Gene Ontology annotation, cellular component: extracellular region; neuron projection. Gene Ontology annotation, biological process: adenylate cyclase-activating G protein-coupled receptor signaling pathway; epinephrine secretion; regulation of protein localization. Gene Ontology annotation, molecular function: neuropeptide hormone activity; peptide hormone receptor binding. The record is from RefSeq and is a predicted model, not a curated record. Lineage: Eukaryota; Metazoa; Chordata; Actinopteri; Gymnotiformes; Gymnotidae.